AUGGAUGUACCGGAUGUUUUAUUUAGGGUGCUUAUUUCGGCAAAAAAAGCUGCUUGGAUUCCUUUCAAGCAGGAAGCAGUAUGUCCUCAUCGUUGGCCCGAUGGAAUCUGGAAAGACGCGCCUCUUUUUGGAGAUCCAAGAUCACAUUUUCAAUAUGAAAAGCCCAAAACUGCAAACCGAGAACAUGCUUUCCCCCAAGUUGGUAUCAAGCCUUUUGGGUGCCGAAAUGUAAGAUCAAUAUUGGACCGAUCUAUCAAUAGAACAAGACAGGCCAAGUUUCAGUUGGCAUCCACAGAACUGUCCAGCUCUACAAUUUCUGCAGACCACGGUAGCGUGGAUGAAUCGUUCUUCUUAUAUAGUCGAUAUCCUCCAAGCAAGCGGUCUAUUGACGAAAUACGAGCGUGUUUCGAAAGAGUCACUGAAAUGAUUUUACAAGAUGUUCUGACGCCAGAAGGCUCCAUACCGGCGAUAACUUUCGGCCAAAUCACUAACGAGGACAAAGAUACGCUGUCUCACAAGCAUCUGUUCGCCUGGAUUUGGAAGAAAUAG
Messenger RNA from Mitosporidium daphniae, 549 nucleotides. RefSeq lists its product as uncharacterized. The transcript has 2 exons. The record is from RefSeq and is a predicted model, not a curated record. The coding region runs from base 1 to 549 and encodes 182 amino acids. NCBI's taxonomy places the organism in Eukaryota, Fungi, Microsporidia.